This is a messenger RNA of Strongylocentrotus purpuratus (purple sea urchin), 1740 nucleotides long. RefSeq lists its product as uncharacterized. NCBI's taxonomy places the organism in Eukaryota, Metazoa, Echinodermata, Echinoidea, Camarodonta, Strongylocentrotidae. Gene Ontology annotation, molecular function: zinc ion binding; nucleic acid binding. The transcript is spliced from 2 exons. Bases 465 to 1652 code for a protein of 395 amino acids. The record is from RefSeq and is a predicted model, not a curated record.
AUAUAAACAUUAUUGGUGUAUAAUUCAUGUAUUACAAAUUAUAGAAAGAUUUGAUACAUGUUACAAAGGUGUUGAUCAUAUAUUUGUUUGACAAGGUUGAUUUUAUUUUGAUGGGACCAAGUGUUUUUGGAAAGAGAUUGUAAGAGGAUAUAUAUUUUCGUUCGUACCAUUCUCUUUUUGUCGGAGAAUGGUACUAUUCUUUGCUUUAUAAUAAAGCUUCAUUAUAAUUACGAGUAUCGUAAAUGGCAUGUGUUUAGGCUUCUUUAUUUUGAGUGUACCAUGUGACAUUUUGGUGUCAGAAGUGGGAUAGAGCAUGCCAUUUACAGUCACAUGGAAAAACAAUUAAAAAAACAUAGUUCAAGGAAAGGAAUUGAAAUUAUUGAAAAAAAAUUGUGUUAGCUUUGGUAGUAAUUAAUUUUGUUACGAGUUGUGUCCCUGCAAAUUGUAGAUUUCACACAGUGAACAUGGAGUUGGGGAAACUUAUUGAAGCAGGUGAAAAGUUUGGAUUGGGCGGUGAUGAGUUAAAAUUGUUUGUGAAAUCUGAGCAGAAUAGAGCAAGAGAUGAGAGAGUUGAGCAGCUAGAAUUGAAGAAAAGUGAAAAAGAGUUAGCCGAAAUACAGCUUGAGAUCGAGCGGGAAAAGCGCGCAUCUCGCGAGCACAAUGGCGGCGAAGCUAGUUUUGUAGAGAAUGGAAGCGCUAAAGCAAGAGCGCCAAAAUUGCCUCUCUUCAAUCAAGAGAAGGAUGAUAUUGAUGCAUACUUACAAAGAUAUGAACGAUAUGCCAAGAUUCAGAAGUGGCCAGAUACUGAAUGGGCCAUAAACUUGAGUGCUUUGCUUACAGGUAGUGCAUUGGAGGUUUAUGCCCAGUUGUCUAUUGAUGAUGGGAAUAACUUCCAGAUAUUGAAAAAUGCCCUUUUAAAAAGGUUUCAUUUAACAGAGGAUGGUUUUAGAUCCAAGUUUGUUACAGGAAAACCCAAGGCCGGAGAAACUGGGCACCAAUACGCCACCCGCAUGGAGAAUUACCUAGACAGAUGGAUUGAACUUGCAGGCAUCGAGAAGACGUUCGAGGAGCUAAAGGAUCUCAUUCUUCGAGGGCAGUACAUUGAAGGCUGUCAUCGGGAACUUGUUAUAUUCCUUAAGGAACGUCAACCGACCGCUAUGAAACAGACAGCGAGACUGGUGGACCAAUACUUAGACGCAAGAGGAGGAUACUUCAAGACACCUGUCCCUCAGAGACACAACCCGACACAAACUGAAGACACGAAGAGAAGUGAGGGUAAGCCUCCCUCCCAACAUAAUAUACCUCCUGGUAAUCCUUAUCCCAAGACUUGUUUCAACUGUCACCAAACAGGUCAUCUCGCUAGAAAUUGUCCAUCGCCUUCGGUUCCUAAGUCAAGGUCGUGUUACCUCUGCCAUAAAUCUGGUCACUAUGCAAACAAUUGCCCAUACAAUGCUCCCAAAACAGCAGGACUGAUGACAACAGAUGAUACAGAUGUUACAGUACCACACGGACAAGAUUGGUUCCCUCAUGAUUCUGAGGUGUCCGAGCUGCAGACAAUCCAGACCGAUCAUGGUCAUCUCACAUCCACCCAGUAUGUGCCGCGGAGACAAGAGCUCAACGAAGAGAUCGAGAGAAGCCAUAUCGCCCAUUAAGGACCCCCAAGCCCUUGGAGAACCUCGUCAACCCAGAGACAUUAAGGAGAGCACAACAGGAAGACGAAACUCUUGGCCGUGCAAGAGA